This is a messenger RNA of Hylaeus anthracinus, 623 nucleotides long. RefSeq lists its product as uncharacterized. NCBI's taxonomy places the organism in Eukaryota, Metazoa, Arthropoda, Insecta, Hymenoptera, Colletidae. The record is from RefSeq and is a predicted model, not a curated record. The coding region runs from base 138 to 500 and encodes 120 amino acids. The transcript has 4 exons.
UUCAAGCCUUCCGCGGCAUUGUGCUCGCAUUUCUCGUGCGGUUGUCGACUCGGAAAGUAUCUUCUGGUCAAGUCGUCGAAUUAAGUAACAUUUCGGACCUUAUCAAAAAUUAAACAUAAAACUCUAAACUUCGCAAAAUGGCGAACCUUUUGGCCCUUUUGGUGAUCACAUUGGCCUGCGUGAUCGUCCACGCCCAGCAACCACCAUCCAAUCAGAAACCCGUCUUUGGACAAACGUUUGACGAGAUCGUGGUCUCAUCAGAUCUAAACGUCAGAAGAAAGUCCAAGGAAAACCGCCAGGGCAAAAGAUUGACUAACAUACCUUCAGGCACCACCGGUCCACCAGAGAAAUCAACAGCAGUCGCGUCCCGAUUCGUUUCAAGCGAUGGCAGUCGGAUUACUUCUGAAAAAAGACAAAAGAAACGCGAAAUUACAACUCUGCAAAACAGGUAUCUGGACAUGGGCGUCGCGGGGUAUCUACUGAAAUCUAGGAAACGAUGAAAAUUCCACUCUGAGGACAACCGCACGAUCCUCACACACCCAAUUCCGACCAUACCUUUCGGCCCUCUUUCGGACCAUGACCAUGUAACAAAAAGGAUAAUAAAAAUUCUCUGUAUCACAGCA